AUGGCCACGCUGGUGUGCCGGGUACAGCUGCUGGAUGACACCGACCCUUUCAACAGCACCAACUUCCCCGAGCCCACCCGGCCGCCGCUGUACACGUUCCGGGAGGACAUCCCCCUCGCCACCCAGCUGGCCGGGGUGCACCGUCUCCUCCGCGCCCCGCAGAAGCUUGAUGACUGCACCCUGCAAUUGUCUCACAAUGGUACCUAUCUGGAUCUCGAAUCCACCUUAGCAGAACAAAGAGAUGAAUUGGAAGGCUUCCAGGAGGAUGCUGGGAGGGGCAAGAAGCAUAGUAUAAUUCUGAGGACCCAGCUGUCGGUGAGAGUCCAUGCCUGCAUUGAAAAACUUUACAAUUCCAAUGGACGGGAGCUGAGACGGGCACUUUUCUCCUUGAAACAAAUAUUUCAGGAUGACAAGGACUUGGUUCAUGAGUUUGUUGUCGCUGAAGGUCUGACUUGCUUAAUCAAAGUGGGAGCAGAGGCUGACCAGAAUUAUCAGAACUACAUCCUGAGAGCUUUGGGCCAGAUAAUGCUCUACGUCGAUGGAAUGAAUGGAGUAAUAAAUCAUAAUGAAACCAUCCAAUGGCUCUACACACUUAUUGGGUCAAAGUUCCGCCUGGUGGUAAAGACAGCACUGAAGCUGCUGCUGGUGUUUGUGGAGUAUACCGAAUCCAAUGCACCGCUUUUAAUCCAGGCAGUAUCUACCGUUGAUGAAAAGAGAGGAGCCAAGCCGUGGUCCAACAUCAUGGAGAUCCUGGAGGAGAAGGAUGGGGUUGAUACCGAACUACUGGUUUACGCUAUGACCCUGGUUAACAAGACUCUGUCGGGGUUGCCAGAUCAAGACUCUUUCUACGACGUCGUGGACUGUCUGGAAGAGCUAGGCAUUGAAGCUAUUUCACAGAGACACUUGAACAAGAAAGGAACAGACUUGGACUUAGUUGAGCAAUUUAACAUUUAUGAGAUGACGCUGAGACACGAGGAUGGAGAUGAGAGUGCUGACCCCCCUCCCAGCGGGCGCAAGGACCGGCGACGGGCCAGCCUCGGCACUAGCGAGCGAAGGGGCUUAGAACGCCGACGGAGCCGCAGGCACUCGGUACAGAACGUCAAAAGCACUUUAUCGGCCCCUGCGAGUCCCUGCAGCCAGUCGAGUCCUAGCUUCGUGCUAGGCCACGGGCAGCGCGUCGAAGAUCUCAAGGAGGAAGAGUGUGAAGAGGAGGAAGAAGAACAGCCAGUCACAGAGCCCAAUACUGAGGAUGAGGGGGAGGAAGAGACCAGUAGGCAGGUCAAAGCCAGGUACUGGGAUUCAACAUUGUCCCUCACCUUUUCCUCAAGCUCUGGCAUGAGCUCACCAGCACAGCGUGCGGCAGCUUCUGCCUUUCACUCACCAAAGAGCUCUUCUAGCAGCUCCUCUUCUGUGCCUGACUCAUCUGUCUCUCAUCAUAAUUCUGUCCUUUCAUCACCAUCUUCACCUGCGGCAGCAUUGCUAAGCUCUUCCCAAAAUUCAUCAGCAUCCAUUACUCCAAAGGCAUCUCCAACGGUGGAGAAAUUACCUUAUGUACCACAUACUCCUUUUCACCUCUUCUCGUACGAUUUUGAAGAAUCUCCAGCAUCUGUGAAAGAAAAGGAAGCAGAACUGAUGAGGGAAAACAGUCCUUCUGAAUUUCUGCAUGUGAACAAAUAUUUUGAUUCCUUUGAUCCUUUUAAUUUUCGAUCUUUCUCUUCUAAUAGAUACAAUAGCUAUGGCGGCAGCUCUUACUCUUCUCCGCGACCUUACUCUGGUGUGAGUGCCCCUACAACACCCACUUCUCGUUACGGGACAACUCUCUCACCGCCUCAGGAGACCAAAUCUGACAGGCCAGCUUUGGGUGGUCUCCUUACAUCAUCUUUUCGGCAGCACCAGGAGUCCUUGGCAGCAGAAAGAGAAAGACGACGUCAGGAGAGAGAAGAAAGGUUGCAAAGGAUAGAACGUGAAGAAAGAAACAAAUUCAACCGAGAUUAUUUAGACAAAAGAGAAGAACUAAGACAAGCAAGAGAAGAGAGAUACAAAUACUUGGAGAGGUUGGCAGCGGAGGAGUAUGAGAAGGAGCUGAAGAGUCGGAGCGUAAGCCGAGGGAGAAGUGAGCUGUCCUUGAACCUGAGAUCUCCUUCAGCCCCAUCCUCACCUGUACCCAAGUGCAUCAGCCCAGCAUCCGUAGAGUCCCAGGAAGAGCUGAAGACCCCUUCCACCCCUUGUGGGACCCCUCAGCCCUCAGAAGUGAGUGCCAGUGAACCCGAACCAGAGACAGAGACAGAACCAGAACCAGAGCAGGAGGCUGAGGCCGAGCAGGGAACGGAGACACCCAAGGAAAUAGAGGCUACAGAGGUGGGACCAGAGGGUGAGGUGGAGCAAGGACCAGAGAGAGAGCCAGAAGAAAGUGCGAUACUCAGUGAAAAAGAGAGGCAGAAUGAGGAAGUGAAUGAAAAAGACAACUGCUCUGCAUCCAGCAUAUCCUCAGCAAGCAGCACUUUAGAGAGGGAAGAGAGAGAGGACAAGUUAACCAGUGACAAUGAAACUGGUCCAUGGUCGCAGACCAUUCAGGAUGCUGGUGUGAAUGAGCAGUGCAGCAACAUCCUCAACAACAAGCGGUUUAUGCUGGACAUGUUGUAUGCGCAUAACAAAAAGCCCAAGGAUGAAGAGGAGAAGGAGCUGGAGGCGAAGGAGGAAAAGAAGGAGACGGAGGAAAGCGAGGAGUUGCUCACUAGCCUAGCCAGUAGGAUCUCUAUCCUUCAGGCCACGAAGCAGGCCAAAGAUGAAAGCGUCAAAAAGAUGGAGAUUGGAAAUCUGGACAACCAAGGCAGCGUGAAAGCCUUUGCGGAAAAAUUCAACAGCGGUGAGCUGGCCAAGGGGACAGCCGUGCCUGAAGAUGAAAUCAGUGAACAGGUCCCUGAGAAAACACCAGCACAGCCAAAGAAGGAAUCUGACUACAUCUGGGAUCAGCUCAUGGCUAAUCCUAGAGAACUUAAAAUCAAAGACAUGGAUUUUACAGACCUGGGGGAGGAGGAUGAUGUAGAUGUGUUGGACAUGGAUAUGGGUCCUGGGGACUCCCUUGUUCCCCCUCCUCCACCUCCACCUUCUUUUCUGGGUUUGCCUCCUCCACCGCCUCCCCCGCUGUUCGGAUGUCCACCUCCACCUCCGCCCUCUGCUAAUUUAUUGGCUCCUCCUCCACUCUUCAGCACUCCUCAGGGUUUAGGGUCGCCCCAGGUUUCCAGGGGUCAGCCAGCAUUUAUAAAGAAGAAGAAAACCAUCCGUCUGUUUUGGAACGAGGUACGGCCAUUUGAGUGGCAGUGUAAAAACAACAAACGCUGCAGAGAAUUCCUGUGGUCGAAACUGGAACCCAUUAAGGUGGACACUUCCAAACUGGAGCAUCUCUUUGAGUCUAAAUCCAAGGAACUGCCUGUCACAAAGAAAACUGCUGCAGAUGGGAAGAGACAGGAGAUCAUUGUAUUGGACUCAAAACGAAGCAACGCUAUUAAUAUUGGCUUGACUGUGUUGCCCCCUCCCCGCACUAUCAAGACUGCUAUUUUGAACUUUGACGAAUAUGCCUUAAACAAGGAAGGAAUAGAGAAAAUCCUGACCAUGAUCCCGACCGAGGAGGAGAAGCAAAAGAUCCAGGAGGCACAGCUGGCAAACCCUGACGUCCCCUUGGGCAGCGCCGAGCAGUUCCUUCUCACCCUCUCCUCCAUCAGCGAACUCUCUGCCAGGCUCCAGCUCUGGGCUUUCAAGAUGGACUACGAGAUAGUGGAAAAGGAGGUUGCAGAACCACUUCUAGACCUGAAGGAAGGAAUGGACCAACUGGAGCACAAUAAAACUUUGGGAUUUAUCCUUUCUACUCUACUAGCCAUUGGGAACUUUCUGAAUGGAACCAACGUCAAAGCUUUUGAGUUGAGCUACCUCGAGAAGGUUCCAGAAGUCAAAGACACGGUGCACAAGCAGUCCCUCCUGCACCACGUCUGCACUAUGGUGGUGGAAAAGUUCCCGGACAGCACUGAUCUUUAUUCAGAGAUCGGGGCCAUCACUAGGUCAGCUAAGGUUGACUUUGAACAACUCCAGGAAAACUUGUGUCAGAUGGAAAGACGGUGCAAAGCGUCCUGGGAUCACCUUAAGGCUAUAGCAAAGCAUGAAAUGAAGCCAACUCUAAAGCAAAAAAUGUCCGAGUUCCUUAAAGACUGUGCAGAAAGAAUCAUAAUCCUGAAGAUUGUUCACAGAAGAAUAAUUAACAGGUUUCACUCAUUUUUGUUAUUUAUGGGCCAUCCUCCCUAUGCAAUACGUGAAGUCAACAUCAAUAAGUUCUGCAAAAUUAUUAGCGAAUUUGCUCUGGAAUACCGCACCACCAGGGAACGAGUUCUGCAGCAAAAACAGAAACGAGCUAACCACAGGGAAAGAAACAAGACCAGAGGGAAAAUGAUAACAGAUACCGAUGAAGAAGAGGAUGCUGAGUCCGGCAAGUUCUCCAGCAGCUCCCCCCCCUGCCAGAGCCAGCCCCAGGGGCUGCAGUACGCCGAGGACGCUGCAGAGCACGAGAACAUGAAGGCCGUGCUGAAGACCACCUCCGUCAGCGGGGAAGGCACCACGGCGCUCGGGGUCCGCACUCGAAGCCGGGCCAGCCGAGGCCGUAUCGGUUCAUGGAACGCUGGCAACGACGAUUCACCUAAUGCAACGGAUGACGCAGCAGAUGAGAUCAUGGAUCGCAUUGUAAAGUCUGCCACCCAAGUGCCAAGCCAGCGAGCGGUGCCUAGAGAGAGGAAGCGGUCACGAGCAAAUAGGAAGUCAUUGAGAAGGACACUAAAGAGUGGACUGACACCAGAAGAAGCCAAAGCACUGGGCCUCAUCAGCACCUCUGAGAUGCAGGUUUGACGUCCCAGAGGUGACGACAAGAAGAGCCGUUCAUCUGAAGCACACAGGCUGACAACCCUUCGGUGUGGCAUCGACCUGCCAGCCUCCUCUGCUGCUCCUGACUUCCCAUCCUCUCUUAGUUCGAUUUUAAUAAGCAACAAAAAGCGAAACACCCCCCCCACGGCCAGGGCAGAAGAAGGGUGUGCCACAGCUCAGCACAACAUCUGGACAGUAACUGAGAAAGCGCGUGAGUGCUUGUAGGUGAAAGCGUAUGGCUUCUUCUCUCGUGGUGUGUUGACCUGGGUAGGAGGGGGCUCUCUCCGAGUUAUCUGUCCGGUGAGCUGUGUUUACGUUGGCUUUCCUUGUGCCCCGUUUUAGUCAUUGUAAAUGUAUGGCAUUUUGUCAAUGCAAGGAACAGUCCUUAAAGAGGCAAAAUAACUCCUGUUACAGCGACCCUAAUUUUCCUGAAGCAGAUUCAUUAAGCAAAGAUGUGCAGUCUGUGCGACCCUGUGGUUCGGUUGGGUUUUUUUGUAUUAUUUUGCCACCAAAGAAUGUAAAAAUGUAUGUGUACCUUUGUAUAUGUACAGAAUGAAUGUGUGGACAUGUGUGCGUGUUUCUGUACACACACAGUCAUGGCGUGAAAUCAUGCUCCUGCUGAAGCUAGCUGGACCAUGGUUUUCACUCUGGGGCCUUGCCGUUCCACCCAGACAGGAGGAAAAGAAUGUCUUUU
Messenger RNA from Haliaeetus leucocephalus (bald eagle), 5599 nucleotides. RefSeq names its product formin homology 2 domain containing 3 (gene FHOD3). Gene Ontology annotation, cellular component: cytoplasm; cytoskeleton. The record is from RefSeq and is a predicted model, not a curated record. Gene Ontology annotation, molecular function: actin filament binding. The coding region runs from base 1 to 4890 and encodes 1629 amino acids. Gene Ontology annotation, biological process: cardiac myofibril assembly; sarcomere organization; cortical actin cytoskeleton organization. Lineage: Eukaryota; Metazoa; Chordata; Aves; Accipitriformes; Accipitridae. The transcript is spliced from 29 exons.